AUGCAUACCAAAGCACAAAACGGUUCGCUUUGUGCAUCCUGUCCUCUGGGAUCGAAGCUUCGUGUUGAGAAGCUCACUACACAAUCGGAAGAUUUCAGUAGGAAGCUGUACAUCUUUGCGGAGAAGAGCCAACGAUACAUUUGCUUCAAUAAGCGGUGGAAACUCGUCGGCCUGCCGAAAAAACAGAAGGGACCGAUGUGCCAGUUUUACGAGGUGUACAACGGCUCCUAUCUGAGGUACAGGAGCGCCGUCGAUGGGACGCGGUAUAUCGGCUUCAACAAGUUCGGCAAGCCGAUGAAGAAUCUCCACGGCAGGCAAGAGUGUUUCAACUUCAUCAAGUACAAUCCCCAUGCCGACAUAAACCACCACAAUAGCCUGGUGAACGCGGAGAUGGGCGGUAUGGAGCCGCGGGAGCCGUACGUCGUCUCGAGGAAACCGUCGCUGGUGAUGAGGGCCACGAAGAACUCCCUGUUGCAGGCCGACAGUGCGAGGGAGCACGUCCACACGUCCACGCAUCGCCAUCGGCACUCGAAUCGCUGGAAGCAUCUCUCGCAUCGGCAGGACGGGGCAGAUUCGGGACCCCGGAGACGGCAUGAGAGCCGCCUCCUCGUCGAGGCCAGCAAGUAUUGA
This is a messenger RNA of Mycetomoellerius zeteki, 630 nucleotides long. Its product is annotated as fibroblast growth factor 17. The record is from RefSeq and is a predicted model, not a curated record. The transcript is spliced from 3 exons. Gene Ontology annotation, molecular function: growth factor activity. Lineage: Eukaryota; Metazoa; Arthropoda; Insecta; Hymenoptera; Formicidae. Bases 1 to 630 code for a protein of 209 amino acids.